Molecule: messenger RNA, 2957 nt
Organism: Carlito syrichta (Philippine tarsier)
Lineage: Eukaryota; Metazoa; Chordata; Mammalia; Primates; Tarsiidae
Gene: ZW10
Product: zw10 kinetochore protein
Exons: 16
Coding region: 141-2486 (781 amino acids)
Biological process (GO): mitotic spindle assembly checkpoint signaling; mitotic cell cycle; endoplasmic reticulum to Golgi vesicle-mediated transport
Cellular component (GO): nucleus; RZZ complex; chromosome, centromeric region
Source: RefSeq, a predicted model, not a curated record
ACUCUCGCCUUUCUUGCGGCACUCUGGGCCUUGCGAGACUCCGUUUCCCGACAGGCCGCGCGUCAAAGGCGCCGGCGGGAUCUGAGCGCUGCGCUGGCUGUAAGAAAGUGACCCAGCCAGUGUUGGAUCCCGUCUUGGCCAUGGCCUCGUUCGUGACAGAAGUUUUGGCACACUCGGGGAGGCUGGAGAAGGACGAUCUGGGCACCCGGAUCAGCCGCCUGACCCGGCAGGUGGAGGAGAUCAAGGGCGAGAUGUGUACUAUGAUUAGCAAGAAGUACAGUGAAUUCCUGCCUAGCAUGCAGAGUGCCCAGGGUCUGGUGACCCAGGUGGAUAAGCUAUCUGAAGACAUUGACCUGCUGAAAUCCAGGAUAGAGAGUGAGGUCUGCCGGGAUCUUCAUGUAUCAACUGCAGAAUUUACAGACUUGAAGCAACAAUUGGAAAGAAACUCAGUUGUCCUAAGUUUGCUUAAACAGCUACAAGAGUUUUCUACUGCUAUUGAAGAAUAUAAUUGUGCAUUUACAGAGAAGAAGUAUGUCACUGCUGCUCGGCAUCUUGAAGAGGCGCAGAAAUGUUUGAAGUUACUAAAAUCCAGAAAAUGCUUUGAUUUAAAAAUAUUGAAAUCUCUCAGCAUGGAGUUCACAAUACAGAAACAGAACAUACUUUAUCACCUUGGAGAAGAGUGGCAGAAGUUGAUUGUGUGGAAGUUCCCACCAUCAGGAGGUGCUGCUGACUUCAGCAGCUUGGAAUCUUGCCUACAAACAGAACUUCAUUUUUGCACUGAACAGUCCCAGAAAGAGGAGACCCCUAUGCCACCCAUCAGUUCUGUCCUCUUGGCAUUUUCUAUUCUUGGAGAACUACACACCAAGCUUAAAUCAUUUGGUCAGAUGCUGCUGAAGUAUAUCCUUAAACCUCUGGCAUCUUACCCAUCCUUGUAUGCUGUGGUAGAAAGCCAGCCUAGCAUAGUUAUUGUUCGUUUUGAAUCUGUAAUUACUAACUUGGAAUAUCCAUCUCCAUCUGAAGUUUUUGCAAAGAUCAGAUUGGUACUGGAAGUGGUCCAGAAACAACUUCUAGAUUUGCCAGUUGACACAGACCUAGAAAAUGAAAAAUUAUCUACAACGGCAUUGACUGAGAUGCUUGGUGACAUGAUCUGGGAGGACUUGUCUGAGUGCCUCAUCCAAAACUGUUUGGUUUAUUCAAUUCCAACAAAUAGCAGCAAGUUACAGCAAUAUAAAGAGAUUAUACAGUCCACUGAGGAAUUUGAAAAUGCCCUAAAGGAGAUGAGGUUUUUAAAAGGAGACACUACAGAUUUGCUGAAAUAUGCCCGUAACAUCAAUUCUCAUUUUGCUAACAAGAAGUGCCAGGAUGUGAUUGUGGCAGCCAGAAACCUAAUGACCUCUGAAAUUCACAACACUGUGAAGAUUACUCCUGAUUGCAAGAUAAGUGUGCCAGAGUUACCCAGUCCUGAUGAGGAUAACAGGCUAGAAGUAGCAAAAGCAUCCAAAACUCAGUACAACAAAGUGGUGAAUUUAAAGCCUGAAAAUACAUUGGACCAACAUUCCUUUUCUUUGCCCACAUGCCGCAUCAGUGAGUCUGUGAAGAAGCUAAUGGAACUUGCUUAUCAGACUUUACUAGAAGCAACAACCAGUGGUGAUCAAUGUGCUGUUCAACUAUUCUACUCAGUAAGGAACAUCUUCCAUUUGUUCCAUGAUGUUGUACCAACAUAUCAUAAGGAGAACCUUCAAAAACUGCCUCAGUUGGCCGCUAUUCACCACAAUAACUGUAUGUACAUUGCCCAUCACUUGCUGACCCUUGGGCAUCAGUUCAGAUUAAGUCUUGCCCCCGUUCUUUGUAGUGACACUACUACUUUUGUGGAUCUUGUACCUGGCUUCAGGAGACUUGGGACAGAGUGUUUUUUGGCCCAAAUGCGUGCACAGAAAGGUGAACUUUUGGAAAGAUUAUCGAGUGCUAGGAACUUUUCAAACAUGGAUGAUGAAGAGAAUUAUUCUGCAGCAAGUAAAGCUAUCCGGCAGGUACUGCACCAACUGAAGAGACUUGGAAUUGUGUGGCAGGAUGUCCUGCCAGUGAAUAUAUAUUGCAAGGCUAUGGGUACUUUACUCAACACAGCAGUUUCUGAGAUCAUUGGCAGAAUUACUGCCCUGGAGGACAUCUCUACUGAAGAUGGUGAUAGAUUGUAUUCCUUAUGCAAAACAGUGAUGGAUGAAGGACCCCACGUGUUUGCACCCUUGUCUGAAGAAAGCAAGAACAAGAAAUAUCAAGAAGAGGUUCCGGUCUAUGUUCCAAAAUGGAUGCCAUUCAAAGAAUUGAUGAUGAUGCUACAAGCCAGCUUGCAAGAGAUUGGAGAUCGGUGGGCAGAUGGAAAAGGGCCCCUGGCAGCUGCAUUCUCUUCCAGUGAAGUAAAAGCUUUAAUUCGUGCCUUGUUCCAGAACACAGAAAGAAGAGCAGCUGCCCUUGCUAAGAUUAAAUAGCUCCGUCUUCUUGAGAAAGCUAUGUCUUGACUAUGUGGAUUUCUCCCUUGACAUAAUUACUCCUCUAAAGACUUCUUGGAAUCACCCAUUGGUUUUGUUGAACCAGCGUAUCAAAGUUUGACUUUACACAAGAACGUCUUACCUCCUGGCCUGUAUGAGGCUUUGUUUAAGAACUGUCUAUUGGAAAUAAGUUGUCAAGUAAAGCACCUCAGUUCUCUGACUUUCUACCCACCUGCCUUUGAUUAGUUAAGAAACUGUUGGGCAGCAAUAUUUCAUGCCCUUUGAGAACUAUGUACAUUGUAAAUGUAGGCCCUGGCUUUGGAGUGAGGAAUUGGGAGAUUCCAGAAGUCAGGGUAGAAAAUUUGUAAGCAAAUGGGGUGGGGGUGGGGAGCAGGGGUGCCAUAUUUGGCCUUGAAGGAAUUAAGGAGAUUUCCUGUAAUAUUCCUUUCCAAUAAACAAUAAUGCAUUAGA